Microplitis demolitor is the source of this 1193-nucleotide messenger RNA. Its product is annotated as seminal metalloprotease 1. The coding region runs from base 38 to 1009 and encodes 323 amino acids. Lineage: Eukaryota; Metazoa; Arthropoda; Insecta; Hymenoptera; Braconidae. The transcript is spliced from 3 exons. Gene Ontology annotation, molecular function: metalloendopeptidase activity; zinc ion binding. The record is from RefSeq and is a predicted model, not a curated record. Gene Ontology annotation, biological process: proteolysis.
AACAAACAAGACAUUGAGUGAAAUAUAUAACUCUACAAUGACAUCAAUUAACAUUUUAAAAAGUUUUAUUACAUCUAUUAUUAUUUUAUUUUUAAAUUCGUCAAACCAUAAUUACGGAGCAACUGCAUUCAAUAGUUAUCGUAGUAAAUUACAAGCCGAUGAACAAAUCAGUAAAUCAGUACCUCCGAAAGUCCACCAUACUGCUAAAAAUUACGAUUCGAGUUAUAAUCGCGAGGAAAUAUUUAAAAGGGUCAAUCAGUGGAGUGCAAAUGACAAAGAAAAUGUAUGGGAAUUAAGUGGCUUAUUUGAAGGUGAUAUAAUGCCUAAUAGUGAUUCGAAAAUAAGAAACGGCCUUGUGGAUGAAACUAUGCGAUGGCCUAACGGUAGCAUUCCUAUUUAUAUUAAAAGAGACGAUUUUGAUGAAGAGGACAUUGACCAAAUAGUAGACGCGAUAGAUGAAUUUCACGAAAAAACAUGUCUUGUUUUUCGUCCGUAUGAUAAUAAAACAGACAAGAAUUAUGUAACCUUCCAAGGAAAUGAACCCGGUUGCUGGUCUUCGGUAGGCAAACAAAACAAAGGCCAAGUUAUAAAUCUACAAAAUCCCGGUUGCCUGAAACACGGAACUAUUGUCCAUGAAAUAUUACACGCAGUGGGUUUUUACCAUCAGCAAAGUACUUACAAUCGCGACGAGUAUAUUCAAGUGAAAUGGGAAAAUAUUCAGCCUGGCAAGGAACACAACUUCAAUAAAUAUGACAACAAUACGGUAACUGAUUUCAAUACCGAGUACGAUUACAACAGCGUAAUGCACUACAGUAGCAAGGCCUUCUCGCGAAAUGGCAAUGAAACAAUUAUACCGCUGAAACCGGGAAUUGAAAUUGGACAGCGCAAAGGCAUGAGCAAAAAAGACCUUUUCAAAGUUCGCAAGAUGUACAAUGACGAAUGCAAAGGACGAAAACCCGCAGGAGUAAUUGCUACCGUACCGCUGCGGAUUAAUAAUUUAUUAUUUUAAUUAAAUAUAACAUUCAUUAAUUGUAUAUAUAUAUAUAUAUAUAUAUUAUCAUUUAUUUAAAAUGUAAUUUUAAUGUUGAAAAAAAAAAUACGCGCGUGUACUCGAGAUAUUGUGUUAUUAUUCAAUAACAUAUUUGUCUCAGGUUAUCACUUUUGUGUUGACUCACAUGUUUAUACGUUAUCCA